Molecule: messenger RNA, 285 nt
Organism: Exophiala aquamarina CBS 119918
Lineage: Eukaryota; Fungi; Ascomycota; Eurotiomycetes; Chaetothyriales; Herpotrichiellaceae
Exons: 2
Coding region: 1-285 (94 amino acids)
Cellular component (GO): plasma membrane; fungal-type vacuole
Source: RefSeq, a predicted model, not a curated record
AUGUAUGGGUACCUACCCAGUGAGCCGGCAGCGCUUUUUGGCGUCGCAUACUUUGCCAUCUCAAUGAUCGCAUGCAUCCUUCAGAUGAUAUUCGGGCGGUACAAGCACUACUGGAUGAUUACGCUUGCCAUUGCUGCUCUGGGUGAAUCAAUCGGAUGGGGAGGUCGACUUUGGGCUCAUUUUGCACCAACGGACUGGAUGCCGUUCAUGAUCCAAAUUUGCAGUCUCAUCAUCAGCCCCGUCUUCAUUUCUGCCUUGGACUAUAUUCUCUUCUGCCAUCUGUAA